Molecule: messenger RNA, 1468 nt
Organism: Phyllostomus discolor (pale spear-nosed bat)
Lineage: Eukaryota; Metazoa; Chordata; Mammalia; Chiroptera; Phyllostomidae
Product: zinc finger protein 771-like
Exons: 3
Coding region: 148-1182 (344 amino acids)
Cellular component (GO): nucleus
Source: RefSeq, a predicted model, not a curated record
CGCACCUCAGGGUCUCCGCCCCGAUCCCGCCUCCAGCGGGUACCCUGCAGCUCUCGGCCGCGGACCCAGGCGUCAGGGAGUGACUCAGCGCCCAGGGAGGGUGGCGGUUCCUUGGGAGUGGAGAUUCAAACUGCUCAGGACACCAAGAUGCCUGGCGAACCACAGACGGUGGAGGAGAAGGAAGAGAUGCAAGAGGAGAUGGUGCUGCUGGUGAAGGGUGAGGAGGAUGAGGGCGAGGAGAAGUAUGAGGUGGUGAAACUCAAGAUCCCUGUGGACAACAAGGAGGUACCAAGCCAGGCACCAGCACCAUCUGCUGACCCAGGGCGCCCACAUGUGUGCCCAGACUGCGGCCGGGCUUUUGCACGGCGCUCCACGCUAGCCAAGCAUUCGCGCACGCACACUGGCGAGCGACCCUUCGCAUGCACUGAGUGUGGCCGAGGAUUCUCGCAGAAGUCGGCGCUGACCAAGCAUGGCCGCACACACACUGGGGAGCGUCCCUUCACGUGCACCGAGUGCGGCCAGCGCUUCUCGCAGAAGUCGGCUCUGACCAAACACAUACGUACACACACCGGAGAGCGGCCCUACAAAUGCCCUGAGUGCGACAAGCGCUUCUCGGCUGCCUCCAACCUGCAGCAGCACCGGCGGCGCCACACUGGCGAGAAGCCUUAUUUAUGCACACACUGCGGUCGCCGCUUCGCACAGAGCUCCAACUACGCACAGCACCUGCGCGUGCACACGGGCGAGAAGCCCUAUGCCUGUCCAGACUGUGGACGUGCCUUUGGUGGCAGUUCGUGCCUGGCGCGCCACCGACGCACGCACACAGGCGAGCGGCCUUACGCGUGCACUGACUGCGGUACGCGCUUUGCGCAGAGCUCAGCGCUGGCCAAGCACAGGCGUGUGCACACUGGAGAGAAGCCGCACCGUUGCGCGGUGUGUGGCCGCCGUUUUGGGCACCGCUCCAACCUGGCGGAGCAUGCCCGCACACACACUGGCGAGCGGCCCUACCCGUGUGGUGAGUGCGGCCAGCGUUUCCGCCUCAGCUCACACUUCAUUCGCCACCGUCGUGCGCACCUGCGGCGCCGUCUCUACAUCUGCGCUGGCUGCGGGCGAGACUUCAAGCUACCCCCUGGAGCAACGGCUGGCACUGCCUCUGAGCGCUGCCCAGAAUGCGAGGGUAGCUGAGCGCAGAUCUUGUUGCUGUGAGUUGUGGCUGACUACAGAGGGGUCAGGGACCUGCCUCCUAGGGGCUGAAUUAACUUGGGCAAUGACUCCAGGACUCUGGUCUAGGAAAAGCUGUGAUGGCAGGCAGGCUGGACCUAGGACACAUGGCGAAUCCCCUACUGGAACCCUGGAAACCAUGCCCAGUCCUUCUCAGUGCAAAUUUUCAGCCUGUGUAAGUAAAUAAAGUAUUGUCCUCACCUCCAUCUGUGCCUGUUAAUGAGGUAGAUGGGGAAAGGAGCAAAGUUGG